This is a messenger RNA of Drosophila subpulchrella, 2152 nucleotides long. It is a transcript of the gene Caper, whose product is annotated as RNA-binding protein 39. Gene Ontology annotation, cellular component: nucleus. Gene Ontology annotation, biological process: mRNA processing. Gene Ontology annotation, molecular function: RNA binding. Bases 195 to 1997 code for a protein of 600 amino acids. Lineage: Eukaryota; Metazoa; Arthropoda; Insecta; Diptera; Drosophilidae. The record is from RefSeq and is a predicted model, not a curated record. The transcript has 6 exons.
AUUUACUUUUAUUCCAAAAAUAUCGAUAUAUUGACAUCGAAGCCGAAAACAAGCAGCCACGCUGUAGAGGAAAAUCUGGUGGAAAAUUCAUAAAAUCGUACACCAACAAGCGCAAAAGUCAGAAAAGGAGUUCACAACGAGCAGGGGACUUUUUUCACGGAGCACCCCGGAUAGAACCACAGAAAUUUUCUAACAUGGCCGAGGACUUUGAUGUGGAGGCGAUGCUCGAGGCGCCGUAUCAGAAAAACAAUGUCAGUGCGGGCAGCGGUGGACGUGGUGGACGCAGGCGCAGCGGCAGCAGUCCCGGCGGCGGAGGUCACGACGACGACUUCACCGAGAAUGGUCCACGGAACGGAGGAAGCUCACACAAAAAGCAAAGCAAGCGGUCCCGAAGCAGAAGCGGCUCACGGGAUGCCAAAUCCCGGCGAGAUCGCGGCAGUGAACGCAGCAGUCAAAGGGACAAGGAUAAAGAACGCGACCGACACCGCGAAGGAGCCGACCGGGAUCGACGCAGAGAAGGCGGUGGUGAUCGAGAUCGGGAGCGGGAUCGAGAACGUGAACGCGACAGGACUCGACGCAGUCGAUCGAGGGAUGAGCGUGGCGGAGGAGGCGAUGAUCGUCGCAUACGCCAUGGUGGCGGCGAUCGUGACAAGGACCGACGCUCGCGAGACCGACGUGGCGGCAGCAGCACCAAGCCCAUGCAGCCGGAUCGAUCCCGGGAUAAACGCCGUCGCAGUCGCUCCCGCGAACAGCAGCGCAAACGGCUGAGUCCGAUCCGUGAACGCAAGCGCAGUCAUUCCCGCUCAAAGGACAGGAACAGCCGUCGUCGAGGAACCCACUCGCCCCGUCGUCGCUCGCCAGCGAAUGGAGCUACCGACCGAACCCCGCCCACCGAGCUGAGUCCCGAGGAGCGGGACGCCCGCACCGUCUUUUGCAUCCAGCUGUCGCAACGAGUGCGUGCGCGUGAUUUGGAGGAGUUCUUCUCCAGCGUGGGCAAGGUGCGCGACGUGCGCCUGAUCACGUGCAACAAGACAAAGCGCUUCAAGGGCAUCGCAUACAUCGAGUUCGAGGAUCCGGAGUCCGUGGCCCUGGCUCUAGGCCUUUCCGGCCAGCGGCUGCUCGGCGUGCCCAUCAUGGUGCAGCACACGCAAGCUGAGAAGAAUCGACUCCAGAAUGCGGCCCCCGCAUUCCAGCCGAAGAGUCACACGGGUCCCAUGCGCCUCUACGUGGGAUCACUGCACUUCAACAUUACCGAAGACAUGCUGAGGGGCAUAUUCGAGCCUUUUGGCAAGAUCGAUGCCAUUCAAUUGAUCAUGGACACGGAGACGGGUCGUUCCAAGGGAUACGGGUUUAUAACGUACCACAAUGCUGACGAUGCCAAAAAGGCUUUGGAACAAUUGAACGGCUUCGAACUGGCCGGCCGCCUCAUGAAGGUGGGCAAUGUGACAGAGCGAUUGGACAUGAACACCACCUCGCUGGACACGGACGAGAUGGAUCGCACAGGCAUCGAUCUGGGCGCCACAGGCCGCCUACAGCUGAUGUUCAAGCUGGCGGAGGGAGCCGGUCUGGCUGUGCCCCAGGCGGCGGCCAAUGCUCUCCUGGCCACUGCUCCUCAACCGGCGCCGUUGCAGCAACAGGAGGCGGCUCCGUCGAUAGCCACGCAGUGCUUCGUACUGUCGAAUAUGUUUGAUCCACGCACGGAAACGAACCCCACCUGGGACGUGGAGAUCCGCGACGAUGUGCUCGAGGAGUGCGCCAAGCACGGCGGGGUGCUGCACAUCCACGUGGACACCGCCUCGCCCACGGGCACCGUAUACGUGAAGUGUCCGGGAACAACGACUGCUGUGCUGGCGGUGAACGCCCUGCACGGACGCUGGUUUGCCGGACGAGUGAUCACGGCGGCCUAUGUGCCCGUGAUCAACUACCACUCCAUGUUUCCGGACUCCAUCAACGCCGUCGAUCUGGUGGCGCUCACGCGCAAGAACACCGACGAUUAGGGAGGAUCUGCGGACACAAAUAUUGUUAAUAUUCGUUAUGAUAACUAAUUUUUGGUCAAAACAUUUUCAAUUUUUUUAAAAGACUUUCGACGCAAGCUGAAAAUUAGGGGCACAUAUUAAAAUACAUUUUUAAAUAUAUAUGGAUUGAAAAAUUA